AUGAAAGCUCUGAAGCUUGUGGUCGCAAAGACGGCCGGGUUGGAAGGACAACCCGGUAGAAUUGAAGUCAAGAAGCUUGCCGAAGGAGCCUCAAACAAAGUGAUGACUGCUACAGUUGGUCGGCGGCGAUUUAUCGUCAAGGUUCCUGAUCCUGUCGUUCCACGACGCUUGAUCACGGCAAGUGAGGUAGCAACCCUGGACUUUUUAAGAGCUGAGUUGAACUUGCCGGUACCAAAAGUGUUGGCUUGGAGCGACAACAAUGACAACACAGUUGGAUGUGAAUACAUGAUUCUAGAAGAAGCUGUGGGAGCAGAUCUCAAAAGCACAUGGCCCCGCCUAAGCGUCAAGCAGAGAAUUGGCGUUGUGGAUCAAAUUAUUACGAUUCAAGAGCGUCUUCUUGAAGCCAGCAAACGCUUUCAGGGUUACGGCAGUCUCUACUUCACCGAGGACGCUGCGAAAUUCAAAUUUCGCCGGCAGAUUGAAGUCUCAGCAGCAAACUCUUCGAGAUUCAUUAUAGGCCCGUUGGCGCACGGACAUUUCAUGGAAUCAGUCCUGUGGGAAUCGGACUUCGACUCCGGUCCUUGGUAUACUCCAAACGACUAUCUCGAUUCUCUCGCACGUUCAUCUCUGUUACAAAUUAAUAGUCGCGCCCACGAAGAGACAGAUGUUAUCCCCAGCCGACCAUUGUCUUUUCCAAUUAAGCCGGUUAGCGACCUGUCAAACGCAGCCGUACGCCAAAUGCUGGAACUGGUUCGCACAAUCACGCCACACAUCGUUCCUCGGUCCCCUGAUCGCUGUCUGCCGCUGCUAUGGCACCGAGACCUUCAUGAUGGGAAUAUUUUUGUUUCCGAUGAAGGAAAAGUGACUAGUAUCAUUGAUUGGCAAGACGCGAAUGUCUUGCCUUUGUUUCUCGCAAUACGAAAACCGCAGUUUUUGGAUUUGGCCGAUGAUGCUCAGUUAUUUGAGUUACCCAAGGGCCUAAAGGAAAUGUCUCUUUCUGUGAGAUCCGAGACUUGGGAAAGGUUCAAUAAGACAAUGCUCCAGGGCUACUAUCUAUCGCAUUUUAGGGAAAACAUACCUCCUGUCGCAGCCAUUUACGACGAUAAGCAGAUUAACCCGAUACGAAGACAGAUCGGAAUUUAUGCGCGAACUUCCGAUGGUCACGAUGCCGACGCACUUAUGCUCAGAAACACAUUACUUCGAGUUCAGCAGAAUUGGUCAAAGCUUGCUGAAAAUGACCAAAUCGAGUCUGCUCCUUCAUGUCCCAUCCACUUUAAUCAUGAUGAGCGAGAAAAGCACUACGAGGAUGCACGAAGGCUCAAUGGAUUUCGUGACAUUCUUGAAGCUAGCGACAUAUCUGCCACAUUUCCUCUGGAGGGAUGGGUACCGGUUGACUUAUUUAAUGGAUGUAAGAACAGUCUUAGGAAGGUGAUCAGGGAGGUCAUGGAGUCCCUGGAAAAUCAGAGAGAACGUGAAGAGUUUCAGGUCAAAGACAAAGACCCUGGUUCCCUUUCCCGGAUUGAAGAAGAAAUGUCGUCAACAUCCAAACCAUGGGCGUUAAUCGUCGGGGCGGGCCCGUCAGGUCUCCUUCUAGGCCUGAUGCUCGCAAAGAAAGGCAUCCCCGUCCACCUCAUCGACAUGUCCGUCAAACUGGACGAACAACCGCGCGCAACGCACUACGGGUCCCCGGCGAUGUACGAGCUGCGCCGGGCCGGGAUCGUCGACGACCUGCGCGCCCAGGGGUUCAUGCCGGACGGGGUCUGCUGGCGGAAACUCGACGGCACGUACCUGGCGGGUAUGAAGAUGGGGGUCGAGGACGACCCGGACCGCAUGGUCUGUCUGCCGCUGAACCGGCUGGGGAAGAUCCUCAUGGACCACAUCGGUCGGCAGCCCACGGCGACGGUGUCGUGGGGCCAUAAAGUCGUGUCAGUCGGGCAGGACGAUCAGCGGGCCUGGGUCGUGUGCGAGACGCCCGAAGGCGAGAAGCGCCUCGAGGCCGAGUACAUCAUCGGGUGCGACGGGGCGAACAGUCAGGUGAGACGGUCCUUGUUCGGGGACAAAGAGUUCCCUGGCAAGACGUGGGACGAGCAGAUUGUCGCCACCAACAGGCCCAAGACAUACUACGACUUUGACAAGUUCGGCUGGCUCGACUCGAACUUCAUCAUCGACCCAGAACACUGGUACAUGGCUGCCAAAAUCGGCAAGGAUGGCCUCUACCGCGUCACGUACGGCGAGAAGCCGGGUCUCACCAACGACCAGCUCCGCGAGAGACAGCCGUGGAAGUUUGAGACCAUGCUGCCCGGGCAUCCGAAACCUGAUGAAUACCGGAUCGUCAACUUUAGCCCGUACCGCAUCCACCAGCGGCUUGCGCCGAGUAUGCGCGUCGGGCGAUUCUGUCUGGCUGCGGACGCUGCGCACUUAUGCAACCCCUUCGGUGGGAUGGGCCUGACUGGCGGCAUCGUCGACAUCGGCGGCCUGUACGACUGCCUCGCCGGUAUCUACGCGGGUCUCGCAGACGAGUCGAUCCUGGACAAAUACUCGGAGAUCCGGCGCCAAAAGUACAAUGAAGUUGUCAACCCCAUCUCGAGCGCCAACAUAGUACGCCUUUUCGGCCAGGAUCCCGACAAGGCGCUGGAGAACGACGAGUUUCUGAAAAUGUGUCAGCGCGCAGAGGCCGACGAGGAGUUUGCAAAGGUGUUCCGCAGCGGUGCGGAUGUACUGAAGCACGAUUUUACACAGUAUUAUCGCAAGGCGUCGACGAAUGGGGAUGUCGAGGGUGGUGGCGCGAAUGGACAUGUAGAUCUGGACAAGGACUUGGCCAGUUCAGUGAAAGUGGCGGCUGCAGGGGUGACGGAUUGA
Messenger RNA from Fonsecaea monophora, 2859 nucleotides. Its product is annotated as ribosome assembly protein 1. Lineage: Eukaryota; Fungi; Ascomycota; Eurotiomycetes; Chaetothyriales; Herpotrichiellaceae. The transcript is spliced from 5 exons. Gene Ontology annotation, molecular function: FAD binding. Gene Ontology annotation, cellular component: mitochondrion. The coding region runs from base 1 to 2859 and encodes 952 amino acids. The record is from RefSeq and is a predicted model, not a curated record.